AUGGAGCCAGGGGAGGAGCUGGGCCCCUUGGAUGAAGAGGAAGGGGAGAUCCUGAGAGGACCCUGCGCAGAGGAUAGGACAGUGAAGAUAAAGGAGGAGAAUUGCCUGCGGGAAGCGGAAGCAGAUGGGAGGCUAUUGGGAAGAUCCGAAGGGAGCAUUUCCCCGAGUCCCGAGAAGGUGACUACCUACGAGAGUCAAUGCAGUUCAAAAGAUCUGGGGAAAAUUCCUGUAGAGGAGUCACAUGGUAAAGCCAGUACCACAGGCAGAGCUCUCAGGAAAUCUAAAAGUAUAAAAGUCCAUCAGAGAAUCCACAUGGGAGAGAAACCCUAUAACUGCCUUGAGUGUGGGAAAAUCUUCAAUCGGAGGUCAUUUCUUAUUACGCAUCAGAGAAUUCACACUGGAGAGAAGCCCUAUAAAUGCCCCGAAUGUGGGAAAAGCUUCACUGUGAGAUCAACCCUUAUUAAACAUAAAAGAAUCCACACCGGAGAGAAACCCUACAAGUGCCCCGACUGCGGGAAAAGCUUCCGUCUGAGCUCGACCCUUUGUACCCAUCGGAAAAUCCAUACAGGAGAGAAACCCUAUGAGUGCCUCAAAUGUGGGAAAAAAUUCCGAGUGAGCUCUUACCUUCUUGCACACGAGAGAAUCCACACUGGAGAGAGACCCUUUAAGUGCCCCGUGUGUGGGAAAAGCUUCAAUCGGAGAUCGAUCCUGAUUGUACAUCAGAGAGUCCACACUGGAGAGAAGCCCUAUAAAUGCCCUGACUGCGGGAAAAGCUUCAGUGUGAGCUCAGACCUCACAGCACAUCAGAGAAUCCACACAGGAGAAAAACCCUAUAAAUGCUUUGAUUGCGGGAAUAGCUUUCGUCUGAGCUCCCACCUUACCAGACAUCAGAGGAGCCAUACUGGAGAGAGACCCUAUAAAUGCCUGGUCUGUGGGGAAAGCUUCAGUGACUGCUCAGCCCUUGUUAAACACCAGAGAAUCCACACAGGAGAGAAACCCUAUAACUGCCCCGAGUGCGGGAAAAGCUUCAGUCAUUGCUCAGCCCUUAUGAAACAUCAGAGAAUCCAUACAGGAGAGAAACCCUUUAAAUGCCUGGACUGCGGGAAAAGGUACAAUGACAGCUCAACCCUCCGGAGACACCGGCGAAUCCACUCAGAAGACAGGCCCUAUAAAUGCCCCGACUGUGGGGAACGAUUCAGUGUGACCUCAGGCCUUAUUAGACACCAGAAAAGCCACACUGAGGAGAGACCUUUUAAAUGUAGUGAGUGCGGGAAAAGCUUCCAGUCGAACUCACUUCUUAAAACACAUCAGAGGAUCCAUACGGGAGAAAAACCCUAUAAAUGCCCUGAGUGUGGGAAAAGCUUCCGUCAGAGCUCCCACCUCAUAAGGCAUCAGAAAAUCCACACGGGAUAG
Molecule: messenger RNA, 1413 nt
Organism: Emys orbicularis (European pond turtle)
Lineage: Eukaryota; Metazoa; Chordata; Testudines; Emydidae
Product: zinc finger protein 501-like
Exons: 4
Coding region: 1-1413 (470 amino acids)
Source: RefSeq, a predicted model, not a curated record